Vigna umbellata (rice bean) is the source of this 927-nucleotide messenger RNA. The record is from RefSeq and is a predicted model, not a curated record. NCBI's taxonomy places the organism in Eukaryota, Viridiplantae, Streptophyta, Magnoliopsida, Fabales, Fabaceae.
AAAACCUUGUCCUUUUAUUCUGGUUCCUGUGUCUUCAUUCUGAACACCAUUUGUCUCUUCUUUCACUCUCUCUUCUGUGACUCAUCAAUGGCUGGCCCAGGAGAGGGAAUUCACAGUGGCCAUGAAUGAAUAUCUUUUUUUUUUUUUUUUUAUCUCAGUGAGUUUCUUUUCUCACCCAUCUAGCGUUUUUUCUUUUCUGCAUAUUCAGUUUCAAUGAGUAACUCACUACACUUGAGGAAUGGUGGUAGUGGAUUCAGUGCUGAAAUGAAUGUUUUCCCUUUAGCUUCUGUUCCUGUUCUUGCUCUCCAGUGUUCAAACACUUUGGGGUUCAUGGGUCAUGUUGGAGGAACAGAAACUGAAUGUUCUGACAUGCCCUUUAAGAAUUUGAACUCCUCACUGAUCCAACACCAGGAGAAAGAAGAAGAAUGUUUUGGGAUUCAGAAUAAGGACUUGUCUUUGAGACCUGGUGAAGAACUUGAAGCUAAGGGUUCUUCAUUCACAGAGAAAAUUAGACAGACCAAGCUUUGUGCAAGAGGACAUUGGAGGCCAGUUGAAGAUGCCAAACUUAAAGAGCUUGUUGCACAAUUGGGACCUCAAAAUUGGAACUCCAUAGCAGAACAUCUUCCUGGAAGAUCAGGAAAAAGUUGCAGAUUGAGGUGGUUUAAUCAGCUAGAUCCUAGAAUUAACAGAAAGGCUUUCGGUGAGGAAGAAGAGGAGAGACUCUUGAAUGCUCACAAAGUGUAUGGUAACAAAUGGGCCAUGAUUUCUAGACUCUUCCCUGGUAGGACUGAUAAUGCAGUGAAGAACCAUUGGCAUGUGAUCAUGGCUAGGAGGCAAAGGGAAAAGUCAUGUGUCUUCAGAAGGAGAAAACCCACAUUUCAGAUCCUUCCACCAAAGGAUUUGGAUUUGAUCUUGCCAGUGAAUGGA